Messenger RNA from Gekko japonicus, 5104 nucleotides. RefSeq names its product NAD kinase (gene NADK). NCBI's taxonomy places the organism in Eukaryota, Metazoa, Chordata, Lepidosauria, Squamata, Gekkonidae. Gene Ontology annotation, biological process: NADP+ biosynthetic process; NAD+ metabolic process. Bases 373 to 1506 code for a protein of 377 amino acids. Gene Ontology annotation, molecular function: NAD+ kinase activity. The record is from RefSeq and is a predicted model, not a curated record. The transcript has 10 exons.
AGCGUAGAAGCCUGGUGUUGAUUUGAAAGCUUUGGUAAGCUGCUGUUAUGCAAAACUGAACAAAAGGAAUAUUUAGCGGAUAUGCUGUGCACACGCUUUUCCCUAGGAGUUUCUGGAUCGUUUCGUUAAAAACUUUUGACCUCUCUCUAUUUGUUUUUGUUUUUUUACACGAGUGGAUUUUUCCAGCGCCAUGGCACAGGCUCCCCCCCACCCCCCUUCUUAAUCAAGGCUGUCUGAAACAGUGACUAUCUAAUUCGGGGCCACAAUGUUUUGUCGAAGGUAGCGGUUGGCCUGAAACGUGGUUUUCCCCCCUCCCCAAGGCCUUUUCCUGCCAUUCACUGUUUGUUGGUCUGGCUUGCGAAGAAGAGAGCCAUGAAGAUUUUCCAGCACAUUAGGAGCGAUCACUCGUUCGGUAGCACAACCUGGAAGUGGCACAUACAAGACCCAGCAAGCCAGCGGUUGACAUGGAACAAACCUCCCAAGAGUGUCCUUGUUAUCAAAAAAAUCCGCGACGCCAGCCUCCUGCAGCCCUUCAAAGAUCUCUGCACGUACCUCUCAGAGGUGAACAACAUGAUCGUUUACGUAGAGAAGAAGGUGCUAGAGGACCCGGCCAUCACAAACGACGACAGUUUUGGACCAGUGAAGAAAAAGUUUUGCACUUUCAGCGAAGAUUAUGAUGAUAUCUCCAAUCAGAUAGAUUUCAUCAUUUGCCUGGGAGGUGACGGGACCCUACUGUAUGCUUCUUCGCUCUUCCCGGGCAGUGUACCUCCGGUUAUGGCUUUCCACCUGGGAUCGCUUGGAUUUCUUACCCCCUUCAAUUUUGAGAACUUUCAGUCUCAAGUCACUCAGGUCAUAGAAGGCAACGCGGCACUUGUUCUCCGGAGCAGGCUCAAAGUGAAAGUGGUCAAGGAACACCGAGAGAAGAAGACGGCGAUCCAGAACGGGAUCGAAGAAAACGGAGUCAUGUCCCCGAGCCUAGAGAAGGAAAUGUUCAAGCAAGUCAUGCAAUAUCAGGUCCUGAACGAAGUCGUAGUCGAUCGGGGCCCUUCGUCAUAUCUUUCCAACGUGGACGUCUUUCUAGACGGGCAUCUUAUCACCACCGUGCAAGGAGAUGGAGUCAUUGUCUCCACCCCAACGGGCAGCACAGCAUACGCAGCCGCGGCGGGAGCCUCAAUGAUCCACCCGAACGUUCCAGCAAUCAUGAUCACCCCCAUCUGCCCACAUUCGCUCUCCUUCCGGCCCAUUGUGGUUCCAGCUGGAGUUGAACUAAAGAUCAUGCUGUCUCCUGAUGCCAGGAACAUGGCGUGGGUGUCAUUUGACGGGCGGAAGAGGCAGGAAAUCUGCCAUGGCGACAGCAUCAGCAUCACUACGUCUUGCUACCCCCUCCCUUCGAUCUGCUUCCAAGACCCCGUGAGCGACUGGUUCGAAAGCCUAGCAGAAUGUUUGCACUGGAACGUCCGGAAGAAGCAAAACAACUUUGCCGUCGAUGAAGAAGAGGAGUUUUAAGCCUCGGCACUAGUGGAGACUCACAGGGAAGCCACCGAGCGGUUGGCCCCCUUGCUGUACAAAGUGUAUUUCUAAGCCCGUAGCUACUUGGGAGUAGACCAAUAUAAUAUAUAUUUUAUAAGACAGCGAUGUACCUCAUAUCAGUCUGUUCUGCUGAUGACCAGAUAUAUCAUGUUUUCUGUCUGUCGGGAGGGAGUGCGGCAAGGUUAGAAGGCAGAGGGAGACACUUCCAGCCAGGCAGGUAGAGAGUUCCUUGUCUGUUUGUAAAUGUGCGAUGUGUGUUCUGGAUAACUUGUUUUCAAAGCGAGGACCUUGGAGGAAACCUCAUUAAAGACAAAAGAAAGUGGCUUGGGAUUGUCUGUGCAGAUCCACAAAUUUCUCCAUCAGCCACAAUUUUGCCGGGUCGGGAAGACGUACGAGGAGAAUGAAACGGCACUAAAAAGAAAAUAUUUUCUUCGGCUUGUCAAGCCUGUUAUUCUGUGCACUUUCGAGAGAACGUACCUAUAGCAAAAACGAGGAGGCUGGAUAACAAUGUGUUGUCUGCUUGACGUUGGUUUUCCUUCUUCAACUUAAGAACUGUAUUUUGACCGCUGCUUAGAAACAAGGGUUUUGUUUGUUUGUUUGUUUGUUUGAUUGGUGGUCACUGUAAUUCUCUUCCCAUUGUCAUCACUGUAAUUCCCUCCCUGUUGUCAACGCAGCCUAUAGUUCACACUAAGUUUGUUAUACCUCCUCUGUGAUGACUGAAACGAGCAGUUCCGUGAAUGUUUUUGGCUUCAUGGAGAGAACUGUCAAGGUGAACCUCGCAGGUUCCGCUCUGGAUGUCACGGCACCAUUAAAAGAUUGCGAAUUCUCAGGAACUUCUCCCAUUACAUUUGAAAGACACAAGGAUCCUUUUGGGAGUCUGGAGAGGCAGGCAGUAACUCAAAAAGUGAGCAUGGGAAAUGUCUCCCGCGCAAAUCCUGGGGAGAUGUGUGCAAGAGCAUUUAUGCACUCUCGUACGAGCACCUCUUGUUCCCAUGGGACUUGCGAGAUGGAAAAUGUUCCUGACGAAUUGUGCAAAAUGCCUGAAUCGGUCAUGGAAUGAACUCAACUUGUAGGGUGGAAGAAGGUGCCUGAGAAAUACUAGGAUUGAACUUUUGUUUAAAAAAAAUUCCAUGGGCACAUACUGCAAAUAUUCGCAGCUCCCUCUUCUGGCUGUAGCAAGUUUUAGAGGUACCACCAGGGACGAGAGGGGCAGGAAGUCGAUGUGGUCGGUCCUCAGAAGCCGCAGUCCCUGUCUGGCCUUUCAGAUUUGAGGCCUGUCCCAUGGGCUCCACCAAGAACUGUAGGGAAUGGGGUCUUCCUUGUAGAGACAGUUUGCCUUUUGACCUUCGCUCUGCCUCACUGUUAUCCUAGAACCAGCCUUAGGAGGCGUGCUCUGUGAUUUCAGGAAUUGCAUAAGCAAGCCUGCAGGUCUCAUCUUGGAGUUUUGUGUGUUCCACAGCUUCUCUCUGUGUGUGCGGAGAGUGUGUUUUAUCUUUAAAACACAAUGUGAGAAGCAAUCCCCAUGUGGACGUUUAGUGCCCCAGCUGGUGGGGGACUGGCCUCAGUUUACAGGUCUCCGUUAGCAGUACAGGCCUCCUUGGAUUUCUGCUGCCUUCUAAACCGUGGCGUACAUUGCUCGCUUGGGGCGAGACCCCACAAAAUGGCUCUCACCUCUCCCAACUAAAAGUUAAGCCGAUGCACUCUCUGCUUUGCUAGAAUGACGAGCAACAGAGCAUUCCGUCGGUACGCGAGCAUCCGACAAGAAGAGCAGGAGACAUUCCGAGCACGUUUGCUCUGGUGCCUUCAGCACACUUUUCAGUUUGUGGUUGUUGUUUUUUUUUUAAAAAAGACUGUCUUUGUACUUCGUUUUUAACGCUUCCGUCAUGGACGUACGUCUCUUUGAAACCGUGCGUGGCUUUGAUGAAGAUAAGUAAAAUGGGUAAGAGUUCAAGAAGUCGUGUUCUGCAGAUAAGUUUCCCUCCCCGGCUCCACAGCCGUGAUCGGCCGUUGCUCUAGCCGGGGACUGCGGGUAAAGGGGAAGGAGCUGGAAGAACGCUGAGAUGGUGGAGCAGACUUUCCUACUACGGCAGGAAGGAUGAUACCACUGCACAAUCCCUCCACACAUACACUUUUUUUAACUCCUGCAAAUAGCACAUCAGAGAGCAGGGCCGCCAUAAUGGAACAUAUGCCAGUGCAGGGCCCACAGCCACCAAGGAGAUUUGAGCGAUCCACUAGGAAGCAAGGAGGGAGGUCUCCCCAGAGUUGCCGAGGCCCCUAGGGAAAUCUCCCAUUUCGUGGUGGGAAAAGGGACACAGAGGGAGCCGACUGUCACUCUAGUGUUCCUUUUUAGCCUGUCGGGGUAUGAGCGGGGCUUGCUGUCAGAGGCAAGCUUUGUCCUCUCUGCCAGGUGACUUAUUUGCAUGCGGGUUUGGAGGGUCUAAUGGCGGGCUUCUAGCCCACCUGCCACCAACCCCGCCCAAUUCGGAGCCGGUCCUAUCAGUGAAAGAGGUUCGAGUCUGUGCUCCCUCUGCCAGUGGCCUUCACCUCUGAAGGGGAGUUCCCCCCCCCAUUUCAAAAACGUUUACCUGCUUCCCGCAUUCUGAAGUGGCGCAGUCUUACUGCCCCAGGACUCUUCUCCCACCGCCUGCUGUGUGCGUAGACCAGGCCGUCAAAAGUUUACAUUUAUGUUUGUCAUGCUUCCCCCCCUCCCUACACUGCCUGCCCCCUCCCCAAUCAAAAGAGUAGGACACAGUUGACUUCUGUGGAGUUCUUCAGAGGAACCGGUCAUUGUCAGCUAGACGGAGGGCCAGGGUGGAGAUUGAUUUGACGGGAAAGAAAAGGGAGGGGAGGAGACGGGCCACACGUGCUCGAGGCAGCCGAAGGUUCGCUGGAUCGUUUUUCGGUUCUCUGAAGGAGGAGACGACAGGGCAAUGUACUUUCACCUUCUUUUCCCCUGUUCAGAUUGUUCUGCGAAAGUUUCUCAUGGUUGUUUUACCCCUCUGGUGUUGUUGUCAGUUCUGAUUUUUUUGUCGUUGCAAAGAGCAACUCAAUGGUGAUGUCGACUGCACUAAAAGGCUUGUAAAUUAUCUUGUGAGCUAGAAUGAUGGUUUUGAGUUGUCUCUCUCUCUCUCUUUUGAGUUGCAAUGGGUCUGUACAAGGCAAACGUGGUGAGCCCCCACCCCCUGGGAGGAUGUUCAGUUAGCUGUUCAGAUCUCUGUUUUCACUUGAAUUUUAUGGUCUGAUUAUGUGCUGUCACUGUUCGAAGUAUGUGUGUGUGUUUUUUUCAAGUCACUUACGGGUUUCCUAGACAGCUGAGUGUUCUCUUUGGAAGAGCAGUCUUACUUCCUGAGCUGUAGAAAUGGAGCUUCGCUUGAUUACAAAGACUUCUUCCUUUUUUUUCUUAAAUGCAAUAAUUAAGAAAAGGAACAGGGUAAAAGCAUUUGAUUUUUUUUUUUAAUUGCCUGUAUGAAGUACGUUGAUGUGAACAGAAGGGGGUUAAGUAGGCGAGGCGGAAGGACGAAGAGAAGCGAAAUGAAGAUUUAGAAGAUCUGGGUGGGGUGGGGGGGGUCAGAAG